AUGGGUGCAUCAUGCUCAGCACCAGUUUCUUCUACUAUCAAGAAAAACUGGAGAGAUCAUCCUCCUUCUUCUUAUUCUCUCAAGAUUCACAACUUCUCCCAACUUGAGAAAACUACUUCCUUCUCUGGUCAUAAAUACCAAUCUCGUCUUUUCUCCUCUGGUGAUAUAACUGGGAACGUAAAGGACAAUGGAAGUGGAUUUAUUUCGAUGUACGUGGAAUUAGACAGCUCAAGCUUGAUGGAAUCCAAACCACCAACUGAAGUGUUUGCGGAACUCCGCUUCUUUGUCUACAACAAGAAACAAAACAAGUACUUUACUAAAGAUGUUGAAAUAAAGCGGUUCGAUGCACUUAAAAUGGUGUGGGGAUUGCCAAAAGGUAAUGAAUGUGAGUUUGGUGUUGAUGUCAUUGUUGCUCCACCUCUUACCAAUUGGGAAAUCCUCUCUUUUCAUGAUGAGAAACUCUCUUAUCCCAAGGUCACUUGGAGUGUUAAGAACUUUUCUCAGUGGAAAGAAAAUGAGUGUUCCAAACCAAACAGAUUUUCAAUAGGAGGAAGGGAAUGGGUUCUAAAGCUGUUUCCGAAGGGCAACUCUAGAGCAAAAGGCAAAUAUUUAUCCGUGUUUCUUUAUUUAGCUGAUAAUGAAACACUAAAACCAGAUGAGAAGAUUUUCACGCAAGUAGUUGUGCGAAUUCUAAACCCGCUUGGAUCCAAUCACGUGGCAAGCCGAUUGAACUACUGGCACAAGGGAUCAAACUUUGGUUACGGUUGGUGUAAAUUUCUUUCCUUAGAUAAAAUUCGGAAGACUUACUUGGACAAAGAAGACACGUUGAUGAUUGAGGCCGAAUUUGAAGUUGUUUCCGCGACCAAAUUCUCUACCAUUAUCUAA
Messenger RNA from Arabidopsis thaliana (thale cress), 885 nucleotides. Its product is annotated as TRAF-like family protein. The transcript is spliced from 6 exons. Lineage: Eukaryota; Viridiplantae; Streptophyta; Magnoliopsida; Brassicales; Brassicaceae. The record is from RefSeq and is marked reviewed. Bases 1 to 885 code for a protein of 294 amino acids.